Molecule: messenger RNA, 1797 nt
Organism: Hemibagrus wyckioides
Lineage: Eukaryota; Metazoa; Chordata; Actinopteri; Siluriformes; Bagridae
Gene: eif2b4
Product: eukaryotic translation initiation factor 2B, subunit 4 delta
Exons: 13
Coding region: 99-1697 (532 amino acids)
Source: RefSeq, a predicted model, not a curated record
CGCAUGUCUCACCUCCGCCCUCCAGUCGCUAGAGGCAGUAUGGGGUAGUUUGGAAGGUUUUUAGCGGCUCUUCAUCCUGAUGUUCGCAAACUGGAAACAUGGCAGACUCAGAGGGAAAAGAUGGAGAUGGGAAGUUAGAGGGGAUUGCACGAGCGAAGAGUGAAGGUCGAGAACUGACUAAAGAAGAGAAGCAGCGUUUGCGUAAAGAGAAGAAACAGCAGAAGAAAGGCAAAAAAGAUGACAAGGGUCCAGCAGAUAAAGGGAUGGAUAAAGAAAAAAAAGCAGCUCCUUCCGCUGCUCAGCAGCCAGUUACACAGAGUCCAGCACAGAAAGUGCCAUCAGCCGUUGCUGCUCCUGUCAGCGUACCUACAUCAGAGAGCUCUACGUCUGCAGACAAGCCGGCUAAAAGUAAAGCAGAGCUGAAGGCAGAGCGAAGGGCACGUCAGGAAGCAGAUCGCACUUCAAAACAGGCUAAGAAAGAGCCGGGUACCACCUCCACAAGCAAGCCUAAAGCUCCACAGAGUGAUCUUCAGUCAGUGGUGAAACGAUUACCAGAACACAUCCAAGUAGAUGAUCCUGCAGUGGUGAGAAAGCUGGCCAAGAAGCUUGAGAGACAACAGAUUCCUCUGAGGUCGGAGUACGGCUACAAAGUCAGCCUGUUCUCCCAUCUGCACCAGUACAGCCGCAAAGCCCCUCUCACACAACAAAUCAGCAUCCCUGCCACAGUAAUCCACCCCUCCAUAGUCCGGUUGGGCCUGCAGUACUCACAGGGCAUCAUAGCCGGCUCGAAUGCUCGCUCUGUGGCUUUGUUACAUGCCUUUAAACAGGUGAUUCAAGACUACAGCACUCCUCCCAAUGAAGAGCUGUCCAGGGACCUAGUAAAUAAACUGAAGCCCUACAUCAGUUUCCUCAAUCAAUGUCGCCCCCUCUCUGCAAGCAUGGGUAAUGCAAUCAAAUACAUCAAGAAAGAAAUCUCCAAUAUUCCAAAUCAGUGCAAGGAGGAGGAGGCUAAGAAGAAACUAUUGUCAUGUAUUGACAACUAUGUAAAUGAGAAGAUCAAGCUGGCUGCUGAAGCCAUCUCUAAAUGCGCAAGUGAAAAGAUUAGUGAUGGUGAUGUCAUUCUAGUUUAUGGAUGCUCCUCACUUGUUAAUUAUAUCCUGUGUGAGGCAUUUGAGAAACUCCAGAGGAAGUUUCGAGUCAUCGUGGUGGACAGUCGGCCCAGACUGGAGGGCAGGGAAGCACUGAGGCGUUUGGUGAAGAGAGGCAUUCGCUGUACCUAUGUGCUCAUUUCUGCCCUCUCCUACAUUCUGCCUGAGGUUUCCAAGGUGUUUCUUGGAGCCCAUGCCCUUCUGGCUAACGGAUACGUCAUGUCACGAGUAGGAACAUCCCAAAUAGCCCUUGUAGCCAAGGCGUACAAUGUGCCUGUGCUGGUCUGCUGUGAGACCUACAAGUUCUGUGAACGAGUGCAGACUGACUCCUUUGUAUCUAAUGAGCUGGAUGACCCCGAUGACCUGAUCGUGACACGGAAGGGAAAGACCCAGCUGGAGAACUGGCAGAGUGUGAAAUUGCUGGGCUUGCUGAACUUGGUUUAUGAUGUUACUCCGCCAGACUUUGUUGACUUGGUGAUCACCGAGCUAGGCAUGAUCCCCUGUACCUCCGUGCCUGUAGUGCUACGAGUGAAGAGUGUGGAUCAGUGAUGAUCAGGCUUCCCUCUUGCAUCUGUGUAUUCACAAGCCUGCACACACUGCACAUCUGGCAUAGAAUAAACCUUUAUCUAAAAUGCCAUUUCAUUUUUAA